AUGAAUAAUAGGGUACCUUCGAGUCAGUUAAUUUUUCAACAAGUUGAGGCGUCAGCAGGUUCACCAACCUCAUUCAACUACUUGCACAUCACAUUUCUCAGUUUCCAGGCAGUCAUCGAAGUUGUCAUAGUGUGCCUUGCUGGAUUCUGGGCUGCCAACUCUGGCCUUCUCAAUAAUAAUGCCACCAAGAUCAUUUCGAGACUCAAUGUCGAUCUUUUUACACCUGCACUUAUCUUCACCAAGUUGGCCUCAUCACUCUCGUUGAGGAAACUUCUUGAAGUCAUCAUCAUCCCAAUAUUGUACGCUGUCACGACACUUGUAUCGUACAUUUCGGCCACGUACAUCUCCUCUUUGCUUGGCUUAACCGAGCCGGAGUCCAACUUCGUCACAGCAAUGGCUGUUUUCGGCAAUUCAAAUUCUUUGCCCGUGUCACUCACGUUGGCUCUUGCAUACACUUUACCUGGUCUUGAGUGGGACGACAUAGAGAAUGAUAACGCUGAUAAGAUCGCAUCUCGAGGUCUUGUGUAUCUUUUGAUAUUCCAACAAUUGGGACAGAUGCUUCGUUGGUCCUGGGGGUUCAACACUUUGCUUAAGAGACAGCCUCACGACGUCAUAUAUGCGGAAAAUUGCGAUAUCGAGGACAAUCCGGAGCCAAAUGCUGCUUUUUCGACACAAUCAGCAUCCUCACCCGAGACUGAGCGUUUGCUGCAGCCAAACAGCAGCUUUGACUCGGAUACUGAGCCCCAGAGCUCGUCUAUAGACUCGAACAAGUCCAAUAAUCUGCCCCAGGCCCAUUCUUACGGUUCAAGUAACGGUGCUGACGACGAAAAUACAAUUUCCGAUCCAACAGAUGUCGAUUCAGACGUUGGAAGUGUUGAUAGCGAGCCCAGCGUAAUGGUUUUGAGCUCAGAAAUGCUUCCUAAUACACGAAAAGACGAUGGUGAGCCAAUCAGAGCCAUUAGAACAGUUAGUAGAAAUGCUCGCGGUGAUCUCGUCGUCCAAAUUCAAGAUAUUGAGAGUAAAGGCGAGCAGGAUGAUGGAGAGGAGACUCAUCCGUGCACCAAUGCACUGGAACAGUCCAGAAAUGGGGAAAUUUCAGGCUUUGAGGCACAUUUUAAGAAAUUCUGCCAGGGCGUCAUGAACUGGAUGAAUCCACCACUUUGGUCGAUGAUCUUGGCAAUAAUAGUGGCCUCAAUUGGACCAAUAAGAUAUCAGUUUUACGAGGCGGACGGAUUUAUCCAGAAUACAUUGGCAAAGGCAAUCAAGGAGUUGGGUUCUGUUUCCAUUCCACUUAUCUUGGUUGUUCUUGGUGCUAACCUCGCACCAUCUUCCGAGAUUCCACCUGCAUGCAAGCACUAUUCUAGGAUGAUAUUUGGCUCAUUAAUAUCCAGGAUGGUUCUUCCGUCGAUUGUUCUACUUCCGCUAAUUGUUCUUUGCGUCAAAUACGUCAACAUUAGCAUAAUGGACGAUCCUAUAUUCACCAUCACCUCAUUCCUUUUGAUCACUUCUCCCCCGGCAAUCCAACUCUCGCAAAUCUGCCAGCUUAACGAGAUAUACCAGAAGGAGAUGGCUGGUGUUCUUUUCUAUGGAUACGUUAUUCUUACACUUCCAGUCACAAUAUUCAUUGUCGUUACUGCUUUGCAGCCUAAAGGACCAAAAUCUGUUAUUGUGACCGGUGACUUUGAUAACUGGUCCAAGCUAUGCCCAUUAGUUAAACAAGCUGAUGGUUCUUUUGAGGCUUCAAUUCCAGUCGAUCCAAAAGCCAAAAAGAUUCAAUUCAAGUUUGUUAUUGAUGAUGACACGUGGGUGACCUCGAAGGAUUUCCAGUCGGAGACUGAUGCAAGUGGAAAUGUGAACAAUGUCAUAUAUCCAUCUGAAGUUAAGGCUGCAACUGCAAAAACAGCUGCUGCAAUUCCAGAAUCUGGUGGAUUGCCAGUUCCUGUUUCCGGCAAGAAGAUCGAGGAGCCAGAAAAGAAGAAUUUGACGCCUGCAGUUGAGCCAAAGGACCCAGUUGAGCCAGAUGUUGAGAAAGAGCCAGUUUCUCAGGCACAGGCAACUGCAGCAAUUUUGAAAGGUCCAGGAAUUGUCAUUCCGAAAGAUGCAGAGAACAUUUCAGCUUUUAAGGAGGUGAGAGAUGUGGAUCCGAAGACAUUGAACGAGCCUGAGGAGGUAGAGGAAGAACAUAAGGAAGAACAUAAGGAAGAACCUAAGGAAGAACCUAAGGAAGAACCUAAGGAAGAACCUAAGGAAGAACCUAAGGAAGAACCUAAGGAAGAACCUAAGGAAGAACCUAAGGAAGAACCCAAGGAAGAACCUAAGGAAGAACUUAAGGAAGAACUUAAGAAAGAACCUAAGGAAGAACCUAAGGAAAAACUUAAGGAAGAACCUAAGGAAAAAUCUGAAAGACCUUGGAAAACUCUGGAUCCUGGAAUUGUGAAAACAGAUGUCGAGGAAGCAGAACCAAAAUAUGUCAGAAAAGUCAUAAAGAAGGUGAAAAAGACAUCCGAAAAGACUGCCUCGGAUACUUUGAAAGCUGCGGAAAAGACAGUUCCUAAAUUAAAGAAAGAGGUGGAGAAGACUUCUGCAGAAUUGACUUCAAAAGCAACUCAAAAAGAAACUCCAAAAACUGCUUCAACUCCAAAGGCAACUCCAAAAACCGCUCCAAAAGCUACUAAACCUACACCAAAGCCUACAUCAAAACCUGCUGCAACAAGUGCUCCAAAAUCUGAGAGGAGGGGAUUCCUUUCAAAGCUUAAGAAGUUCUUUAGUUGA
Molecule: messenger RNA, 2772 nt
Organism: Brettanomyces bruxellensis
Lineage: Eukaryota; Fungi; Ascomycota; Pichiomycetes; Pichiales; Pichiaceae
Exons: 2
Coding region: 1-2772 (923 amino acids)
Biological process (GO): transmembrane transport
Cellular component (GO): membrane; endoplasmic reticulum
Source: RefSeq, a predicted model, not a curated record